Messenger RNA from Fomitopsis serialis, 3924 nucleotides. RefSeq names its product ribonuclease H-like domain-containing protein. NCBI's taxonomy places the organism in Eukaryota, Fungi, Basidiomycota, Agaricomycetes, Polyporales, Fomitopsidaceae. Gene Ontology annotation, biological process: mitotic DNA replication initiation; DNA replication; leading strand elongation. The record is from RefSeq and is a predicted model, not a curated record. Gene Ontology annotation, cellular component: alpha DNA polymerase:primase complex. Gene Ontology annotation, molecular function: pyrimidine nucleotide binding; single-stranded DNA binding; DNA-directed DNA polymerase activity. The coding region runs from base 1 to 3924 and encodes 1307 amino acids. The transcript is spliced from 18 exons.
AUGGCUGACAGGUCAAGGCGCGAGCGUAAAUCGAAACUUGACAAGCUUGCCGAAUACAAACGCGCGCGCGAGGGAGGGGGUCGCACAUGGAAGGAGGAGAAAGAUGUUGAGCUAUAUGAUGAGGUCUCUGAAGACCAAUACAAGUCCAUUGUACGAGGGCGACUGGCGAAGGAUGAUUUCGUAGUCGACGACGGCGUGCAGGGAUACAUGGAUAACGGAGUGGACGACUUCGAGGAAGUGGAGGAGCAACAGGAAAGUGAGGAUGAGCAUCGGGCGAAAGGCAAGAAUCGAAAAGCGGCACCCAAAGCGAAAGCAAAGGGGAAACCGAAAGCACCACCUCCUGCCGUCACACCUUCUCUGAGCUCAUAUCGGCCAAAAGCGUCAGAAGAACAGGAGGCUGAUCUUAUGACGUCCUUGUUUGAUUUGAUGGACAAAAGUGCCGACCAGAUCAUCCAACCUACAAAGUCUCGAAAGCGGAAGCCGGUGCCUGAGCCAGACUACAGGGAGGCUAGUUCCUCGCCUACACCCUAUGCGCGUCCACGUCCCGCCGUUCACUCGUAUCGCGGCAGCUUUGCGGAUGUGGCUGGCUCAUCCUCCGACGGAAUACUUGACGAUGGACCCAACUUCGAUGAUGCUUCGAGCGACGAUCUCAUGCUCAGUCCCAAGAAGAAGCUCAAAACCGACAACGAGGCCAUCGCGCCGGCUAUCGAGCGCAUGAGCCAGAUGGAGGUGUACAGCGCCAGCAGCGGGACAGAGGACUGUGAUUCCUCCUUCGACGACAUAAACAUGAACGACUUCAUGGACAUUGACGACGCCGAGCUCAAUGGCGAAGCCAGCAAGCCUAUCCCUCAGGCCAAAGGAUCUGCGAAGACGGAGAUCGACGUGGAGUCCAAGCCCCUCCUUCCGAUUCACGGCAAAUUGAAUGCACAGACGAAGAAGAAACAGGACGAGACGCCUUCCUGGCUCUCCGUCUACGAGUCAUUACAGACGACCACUGAUGAUUCACUCGGUCAGGCGUCUGCUUCCCGCAGUUCAGCCAGCCAUGGCGACGUUUCUGUCCUCGAGGAGGACGGAUCGCUCCGUUUCUUCUGGAUCGACUACCUGGAGCACGAGGGCAAGGUGUACUUCGUCGGUAAAACACAAGACAAGGUCUCGAAGGCCUGGUACUCGUGCUGUGUGACCGUCGAGAAUUUGCAGCGGAAUCUCUUUCUGUUGCCGCGGGAGCGCCGCAUGGAGGAAGACGAGGAGACCGGAAAGCUGUACGAGACAGACGUCAAGCCCGAGAUGAGCGACGUCUACGCUGACUUCGACCGAAUCCGCAAAGCAAUGAACAUCAAGGCCUGGAAGGGCAAGGCCGUCAAACGGAACUAUGCGUUUGGCGAGAAUGACAUUCCGAGGGGUGAGAACGACUGGUUGAAGGUCGUGUAUGGCUUCGACGAGCCCCAAAUUCAUAGCUCGGUGUGCAGUCCGAAUAUUGCCAAGAUCAUGGGGACGAGCACGAGUGCAUUUGAGCUGCUAGUGCUCAAGCGUAAAAUUAUGGGUCCGUGCUGGCUUCAGGUCAAGAAACCCCAGCUCGACCACAAAGGGGUUUCCUGGUGCAAAGUGGAGGCUACGGUAUCGGACCCCAAGGAUUUUCAACCCAUUUCAGACAGAGACCCUACCGCGCCCAAAGCGAACCCGCCACUAACCGUCAUGAGCCUGAGCAUUCGGACGAUUGUCAACCACAAGGAGAACAAUCGGGAGAUUGUCUGUGCGACAGUCAGGAUAUGGUCAAACAUCGAUCUGGACGAUCCAACACCACCCGAAUCGCUUCCUUGUACUGUACGAACCUUCGUGCGACCCUUGGAUCGCUUCCCACCGAAUUUUGAAGUCCGUGCAGGCAAGAAUGGCAAAGGCGUCAUCUCCCCGAUGAAGAACGAGCGGAUGUUGCUCAACAGUCUCCUCGCCACCGUUUAUAAGGCAGAUCCCGAUAUCAUUGUUGGGCACGAAGUCUUGGGUGUCUCGCUGGACGUUUUGCUCCAUCGCAUGCGUGACUUGAAGGCGGAUCACUGGUCAAGAAUCGGUCGCUUCCGCCGCUCGAAAUGGCCCAGUAUAGGACGACAGGGCACGAACCUCAAGUUCAUGAACGGCCGACUGCUCUGCGACCUGGCGAGCGACAGCGCUAAGGGCAUGAUCUCAUCGACGACUUGGUCACUUACGGAGAUGUGCAAGACGCAUCUCAAGAGUGACAGGCAGGAUAUCGAUCCUGACGACACUGCUAGCUUCUUUGACAGCAGCGUCAGCUCACCCGAGCGGUUGCUGACCUUUGUCCGGCAUUGUGAGCUCGACGCGCACUAUCAGAUGGCUCUCGCGGCGAAGGUUCAAAUUCUGCCGCUGACGAGGCAGCUCACGAACCUGGCCGGAAACUCCUGGAACAAAACACUCAAUGGUGGUCGUGCAGAGCGUAACGAGUACAUCUUGCUCCACGAGUUCCAUCAGCGGAAGUACAUCUGCCCUGACAAGACAUGGGGUAAGAAGGCCGCAGCGGCUGAGAAGGAGACUCGUGACGACGAUGCGGAGGGCGGCAAGACUACGAAGAGCAAGCGAGACAAGUAUAAGGGCGGUCUCGUCUUCGAGCCGAAGCGUGGGCUCUGGGACAAGUUCAUCCUCUGGGACAUCAAGCAGAUGGCGCUGAAGCUGACGGCCAACAGUAUGUACGGGUGUCUCGGUUUCGAGUACUCGAGGUUCUACGCCGACCCUGGCUGCCUUGACGACCUUCAAGGGCCAAGCGCUGAAAUCUCGGCUGCGUUCAAGAAGACGCGGCUGCUGCUUCUGCAAAAGAAGAAGUACGCUGCUAUCAAAGUGGAGGACGGUACAAGGACGUCGACAGAAAUCAAGGGUCUGGACAUGAAGCGCAGAGAAUACUCCGCACUGUCCAAGAACGUUUCUCACGACCGAGUCGUCGUCGAGAAGAUCCACGAGUACCUCACCACCGUCGGGGAGGACGUGCGCGCGGGCAAGGUCAAGCUCGACGACUUCAUCAUCUUCAAGCGGCUCGGGAAGAACCCGGAGGACUACCCCGACGCGAAGAGCCAGCCGCACGUCCAGGUCGCGCUGCGCAUGAAGGCGCGCGGCGGCACCGCGCGCUCGGGCGACGUCAUCCCGUACGUGUUCUGCCUGGGCGAGAACGGCGAGUCGGCCAAGUCGGCGCAGGCGGAUAAGGCGAAGCACCCCGAUGAGGUCCGCAAGACGGGGUCCGGGCUUAAGACCGACUAUGAAUACUACCUCUCGCAGCAGAUCCUCCCGCCCGUAGAACGUCUCUGCGAGCCGAUCGAGGGCACGGACCGGGCGCGGCUAGCGGAAUGUCUCGGACUGGAUGCGAGCCGGUACCGUACAUCGACCACCGAGUCCGAAGAGAGGCAGUUCAGCACGCUCGACUCUUUGAUGUCGGACGCGGAGCGGUACAAGGACGCAGAGCCGUUCGUGGUCCGGUGUCGCUCGUGCCAGGGGCACGUCGCGUUCGAGCCCAUCUCCGACCGCGAGAACUCGCUCCUCCUGUCGGCGGGCCCGACGUGCCCCGCCUGCAAGACGGCGCUGCGCACGGCGAGCCUGCAGACGCAGCUGGAGACGCAGAUCCGCGCGCGGGUCGCGCGGUACUACGAGGGUGGACGGUGUGGGCACGUCGCGUUCGAGUACUCGGACGCGCAGCUGUACACGCAGCUCCGGUAUUACGCGUCGCUGUUCAGCCCGGAGGGGGCGCUCAAGGCGUGUGGCGCUGCGAAGCAGAAGCAGGGUGCGCAUCAUCUUCCGCUGAUUGUGCCGCGCGUGUAUGGUGCUGACGCGGAGUUCUUGCGCGUCAUGGGCGCGACGGUGGACAAGUAUCUCGACCAGAGCGGCCGGCGGUGGGUGAACCUGACUGGGCUGUUUUCAUUCAUGAAGAUCUAG